This is a messenger RNA of Canis lupus familiaris (dog), 2046 nucleotides long. RefSeq names its product cyclin dependent kinase inhibitor 3 (gene CDKN3). Gene Ontology annotation, cellular component: nucleus. The record is from RefSeq and is a predicted model, not a curated record. The transcript has 8 exons. Gene Ontology annotation, molecular function: protein tyrosine phosphatase activity. NCBI's taxonomy places the organism in Eukaryota, Metazoa, Chordata, Mammalia, Carnivora, Canidae. Gene Ontology annotation, biological process: protein dephosphorylation. Bases 135 to 839 code for a protein of 234 amino acids.
GACGCCGCGCCCCGCCCCACGGAAGGCUGCACCAAUGAGCUGAGCGAAGAGGCGGGCUGGGCGCGGGGCAGCGGCGGGGGAGCGGGGGCUGCGGGAGCCUGGCGGCCGCGGCUCACGACUUGGUGCGGCCCGCGAUGAAGCCGCCUAGUUCAUUGCAAACAAGUGAGUUUGACUCAUCAGACGAAGAGCCUAUUGAAGAUGAACAGACUCCAAUUCAGAUAUCCUGGCUACCCCUGUCACAAGUGAAUUGUUCUCAGUUUCUUGGUUUAUGUGCUCUUCCAGGUUGUAAAUUUAAAAAUGUUAGAAGAAAUAUCCAAAAAGAUACAGAAGAACUAAAAAGCUAUGGUAUACAAGACAUAUUUGUUUUCUGCACCAGAGGAGAACUGUCAAAAUACAGAGUCCCAAACCUUUUGGACCUCUACCAUCAGUACGGAAUUAUCACUCAUCAUCAUCCAAUCCCAGAUGGAGGGACUCCUGACAUAGCCAGCUGCUGUGAAAUAAUGGAGGAACUUGCAAUCUGCCUUAAAAAUAACCGAAAAACCUUAAUACACUGUUAUGGAGGACUUGGGAGAUCUUGCCUUGCCGCUUGUCUCCUGCUCUACCUGUCGGACACAGUUUCACCACAGCAAGCCAUCGACAGCCUGAGAGACCUGCGAGGGUCUGGAGCAAUACAGACGAUCAAGAGACAGAGAGAGAGAGAGAGAGGCGCAGAGACACAGGCAGAGGCAGAAGCAGGCUCCAUGCAGGGAGCCCGACGUGGGACUCGAUCCAGGGUCUCCAGGAUCACGCCCUGGGCUGCAGGUGGUGCUAAACCGCUGCACCACUGGGGCUGCCCUUGAUCAAAACUCUUCAUCCUAAAAACCCUCUUGCUAUGUCAACCCCUCUCCGUAGGUUUCCCUGACUCCCUUGGGCAGAAAUAAUUUCAUGUGUCUAAUAUCCACAUAACACAGAGCUUUACAGUGCUACCAGUAUGGUAUUUCUCACACUGCAGUAUUUGUGUACACGUCUGUGUACCCCUCGGGGUGAGGCAUUUUUAAUCAUUUGGGCGUGCCCUGCCCCCAUCACGGAAUUCAGUGAGACACCAGAGAUGGACUCAUAUGCUUCAGUUUGUUCCCACUGUUCUCAAACGCAUAUAUUUCAAAGUCCUGCUUCAAUUUGGAAAUACAAGAAAUGGCCUCAGAAUAGGGAAACACAAAAUGAUUAUUAAACUUCAUGGCCAGGACCACCACAUAUGGUAGUGCAAUAUCUGCUGAGGUGGAAGCUCAAAGCCAGCCCAUGCUCCUGCGGCCAAGCAUCCUGGUUUAGCUCUACACCAGGCUCUGCCCUAAGGGGCUGUGGAGGGAGGGAUUUUACUAAUUCUUUUACCCCAAGAGGCAUCUUGUUCUAAUGCACCUAAAGGCAUCAUAUAAGCAAGAGUAGCCCUGUUCAAGGUCAUGAUAAAAGUGAUCAGUCUAACUUUUGUGUCCUCUGCAUAUUCCUAUCACUUGUGGAUGUUUUCACUAGGUCACCAAACUAAAGACUGAGGAAGGGUAACCCAGGUAAGACCAACUUCUAAGGGUGUAAGGAGUCAGUUAUAAAUGUGAUAAGGGGAGAAAGAUCUUAUCCACUUAUGAAAUAUAUGGCAAAAAUGUUUCUGACUACACUCUGGAGAGAUGUGGCUGUUAGCAUUUAGGGUCACUUAACACACAACUUCUAAGUUCAAAAUGUACUAAAAAUCAAAAUAAGGGCACCACACCACUCUGUGUUAUCAGGUCCGAUGUUAAAAUGAGAAGCCAAAGGCACCAAGUUUAUGGGGGAGCUAUUUUAGUUGCUGUCUCUAGUCAUCCAGGGGACAGAGAAUCCUAUCUGCCUUUCCUCUGGUGGGUUAGGAAUAGUAUCUUCAUAUGUGAGGCAGUGUUACUCAAUAUUACCAGUAAUCAGUAUAGUUCUAUAUUUCUAGCUUUUACUAUGCUGGUUUAUUUCCCUAGUUAAAGUUCUUCGCUUCAUGAGGCAUUUGGGUGGUUCAGUGUUUGAGCAUCUGCCUUCAGCUCAGGUCGUGAUCCCAAG